AUGGACCCAAAUUAUUUCAGUCAAUGGAUUUCACCGCAGCAGCAGACCCAAAUCUUGACCGAACCGUCGCAGCAGAGUCUUCAUGAAUCACGUCCGACCUCGUCCCUUGAGGAUUGGUCCAAAGAACGCACGGCGUCGACAGGGACGUCGACGUCUACACCGACUGUGACGACGACGAGCACAGCGCCAACGACAGCAGCGCUGGAUUUCGCCGAUAUCAUGGGUGACAUCGCCACCACAGGUUCAUCUUCUGCACUUUCACCUCAGUCGACCGCCUUUUACCAGUCCUUCCAGAAUUAUUUCCAGGCCCCCUUCAAUUCGAUUCCUUAUGGUGCGGCUUGGAAUUCCCAGUCAACCGUCCCUCUGUCCAAUUACUCCAGUCUCAAUGGCGCAACGAGCGCAGGCCCCUCGUCUUCACCUACUUCCCAGCCAGCAACCCAGCCCCAACCCCAACCCCAGCCCCAGCAUCAAGCGGCACCGCAACAUUCACCUCCACUGCAAGCCCAGUCACCCCCCCAGCCGAUGAUCAUCGAUCCGGCACUGACGACGCUGAAUGGUGCAGCCACUAAUGGCCUUCAACAGUACUCCCAGCCCUCUUCUUUUCAGCCUCAGCAAUCACGCACUUCAUACCCUUUCACGCAUCUUUCAUUAUCACUCAGCAAUUCUAAUCCAUAUUUGUAUUCACAUUCGUAUCCUCAGCAAAUAGCCACAGCAUCUGCACAAGGGACCCUUUCUCCUCAGGCCCUGCACUCUCCUUCCCAGUUAAUGACGACCAUCGUACCAUCACAGUUCUACGGCAAACCCCAGCCAUCAGGACCGCAGUCCGCUCCGCCGGCAGCACCCCCACCAGCACCUUCUCAGCCACCAGGUUCCACACCACAGGAACGCAAACAGCAAUUCCUCACUUCGAUCAGACCGCUUCUACAGGCCUCCGCGUUCACCGGAGCCCAGGCCGUCAAUACUUUGGCAUCUCGCAUAUCAGUUUACGGCCCCCAAGAUGUCGACGCUGCCACCCGUCUCGAGAUAUUAACUAAGAUCCGUGACGGCGCAGGUAAUCACUAUUUUCGGGCCUGGUCCGAAAAUCCGACUGCAAUGGACAUCUCUCGAGAGUGGCUCAAGUCCGUGCUCGCAACAAAGGAAGAUAGUACUUUGGUUGAGACGAUCAUGCCGCUUCUACAUAUUGUCGAUCGAUUACCACUGAAUAUUGACGCCUUGAAAACGUACAAGUUGGGCAAGUUGAUAGUAAAACUGUCGAAGGACCCACCUUCUCCGGCGAUCAAGGAUAUGGCUUCGAACAUCGAACGAAGAUGGCGUCAGAUCGUUGAAGUCGCGAAUGACACGAAAAGCGAGGAACCGAAGACAAAGAAGCGGAAACUCGAAGCACCUGUUAGCAAACCUUCUGCUGCGCCCGUCAAAAAGCCCACUGUGACUUUGGCGCCUACAAAGACGGUGACGAAGAAGGUGACGGCGCCUGCGGCGAAAGACGCCAAGUCAGAUUCAUCUUUCUUCUCUGCACCGAAACCCAAACCGAAGCUGCCGACGUUCAAGAAGGCGCCUGUGGUGAAGAAGGAGCCUGAUGCUAAUGUCUCACAGCCUUUGUCUAUCGAUCCGUUCCAGGAGGCUCUCAAGUCGAUGGCGAAGAGUCGGAAGGAGUCUCCCGCUCCUACGCCGACACCGCCGACGGCCACGACAAGUAGUCCUCCUCAAGCUGCUGUACCUGGCCCUAGCAGGCUUGGUAGAAAGAAGAAAUCGGUGUCAUGGGCUCCUGAUAGCGACCUUGAGUCAAUACGCUUCAUAGAGAAGGCUGUCUAUGAUGACGAUCCCGUAGAUGUCAGCAACUCGCUUUUCAAUCUUACUGGUAUGCAUACUGCACACAGCGCGCGCGAAUUGGAAAAGGGUGAGGGAGCUGCCCUUCAUCAGCAUGUCUUUGAAGAGACAAUAGACUGGUCUGAACCUCAGUUGAUCGACAUACCGAUCGAUAUCGAAAUACGGCCGCGAGGAGAUGCUAGUGAGGAGAAGGCUACGCAAGAGCAGCGGGAAGAGACUGCGUUGGGUGCGAUGUACAUGACUCCGGCACAUAUUCCCCCUUCUCCAGGUGAACCCACAAACCAAAUACCGGAUGAAGAAGUCGAUAGAGACGUGCAGACGAUGACGUCGGGUCCUGAUGUCGAAGCUGUAUUCUGGAAUAAUGCCGACCCAGCGCCAUCAAACCUUGGAGUAGCAGACCUUGUUGCCCAGUUGGCGGGCGCGAUGGAGACUCCGCCCUUCGGUGUAAAUGGCAAUGGAGAUAUUAAUGUACCUCCUGUUGACGCCAGUACUGCGUCUGCAUUAUCUACGAUGCCGCCGGAGCAGCUACAACAGCUUUUACAACAACUAAAUCCAACUCUAUUUGGGAAUGGGAACGCGAAUCAAAUUCCUUUCGGAGGUGGUGACCAAAAUUGGACACAACAGCCGGGGGGAUUUACCGAGUAUGGACAUGGGCUCCAGGACGACACGUCGGAGGGGGCCGGCCACUGGCGGGGGGGAGGAAGAGGGGCGCGUGGAAUAGGAAGGGCCCGCGGCCGUGGUCGGGGUGGGCGAACUGACGAUGGCGGGUAUAGACACAAUAAAAGAAAACCAUGCAGUUUCUUUCAGGCAGGAAGGCGAGCAUUGAAUCAACAUAUGUCUAAAUUGGGGACGGAGACUGAUCGUUCCGUAAACAGAUGCAAGUAUGGCGAUCAAUGUGAUUUUGCACACGAGUACGUCUCAUGA
Messenger RNA from Guyanagaster necrorhizus, 2751 nucleotides. RefSeq lists its product as uncharacterized. The coding region runs from base 1 to 2751 and encodes 916 amino acids. The transcript has 8 exons. Gene Ontology annotation, molecular function: metal ion binding. NCBI's taxonomy places the organism in Eukaryota, Fungi, Basidiomycota, Agaricomycetes, Agaricales, Physalacriaceae. The record is from RefSeq and is a predicted model, not a curated record.